This is a messenger RNA of Fusarium vanettenii 77-13-4, 855 nucleotides long. RefSeq lists its product as uncharacterized. Lineage: Eukaryota; Fungi; Ascomycota; Sordariomycetes; Hypocreales; Nectriaceae. Bases 1 to 855 code for a protein of 284 amino acids. The transcript has 3 exons. The record is from RefSeq and is a predicted model, not a curated record. Gene Ontology annotation, molecular function: zinc ion binding; aldehyde-lyase activity. Gene Ontology annotation, biological process: carbohydrate metabolic process.
AUGGCGUCAACUGCAACCCUAAAAGAGUCGAAUCGCACGCUCCAGAUCUUGGAGAAUGCCGUCAAAGGCAAGUAUGGAGUCUUGGCAGCCAUCUGCUACAACGUCGAACAUCUCACAGCUCUGGUCAGAGCUGCCGAGGCCAAGCGCUCUCCAUUAAUUCUGCUCUUAUUCCCGUCAACAUUGGAGCAACUUCCAACUAUGGCUUGGGCCGCAUCUGCUGCCAUCAAAUCUGCCACUGUGCCUCUUUCGCUUCAUCUAGAUCAUGCGCAAGACGUGUCGCAGAUUGAGAAAGCCGUGUCUAGUCUUCCAUUUGACUCUAUCAUGGUUGAUAUGAGCCAUUACGACCACGAAGAGAACCUUGCCAAAACCGCUACUCUCACAAAGCUGUGCCACGAGCACGGUAUAGCAGUUGAAGCAGAGAGCGGUCGUAUUAACGGCGGCGAAGAUGGCAUCGCUGGCACCGCCCUCUUCACAACCCCCGAAGAAGUAGAAGACUUCCUAAAAGCAGGCAUCGACAUCCUCGCCCCAAGCGUCGGAAACAUCCACGGUGACUACCCUCCCGAAGGACCCAAGUUAGACCUCACCCGCCUCUCCUCAAUCGACAAGCAAAUCCGCAGCCGCGCCUUGAUGGCCCUCCACGGGACAAACGACUUUAGCGCCGACAUCAUGAAGCAGUGUAUCGACGCCGGUGCCGUCAAGCUCAACGUCAACAAGUUGCUGUUGGAGGUGUGGCAUGUGCAUCUGAGGGAGAAUGCUGAUAAGUCUUUUAUGCAGCGGACGGACGAGGGGAUUACGAUUUUGCAGGAGGAAGUCGAGAGGUGGAUGGAUAUUUGUGGCAGCAGUGGCAAGGCGUAG